Gaeumannomyces tritici R3-111a-1 is the source of this 1696-nucleotide messenger RNA. RefSeq names its product oxidoreductase. Gene Ontology annotation, molecular function: oxidoreductase activity. NCBI's taxonomy places the organism in Eukaryota, Fungi, Ascomycota, Sordariomycetes, Magnaporthales, Magnaporthaceae. The record is from RefSeq and is a predicted model, not a curated record. The coding region runs from base 251 to 1351 and encodes 366 amino acids. The transcript is spliced from 3 exons.
AAAUGUAGAAGUGCCUACGUAGCGUCUCCAUCGCUCCUUGGCCAUGUCCGCAUUGAUCAUACCAGAUAGAUGGCACCCAUCUCGAUACCCCAAAAGAUACGUAUCUCGUAGUCAGUCCGUCGCCCGCCUCCUUGACUACACGGUACUGAUCUGAUCUGAUGAGUUGAACCUGACCCAUUCCCCCCGCAAACAAUUACCCGAUAUCCUCUACUCUUCCACUUAACGUGGCAAAGUCCUACAACAAGCAAGUAUGCCACUUCAAUUAAGGGUGAAGAAGACGGAAGGAAAGCCGGGAAAAGUCUAUUACCCGCUGGAGCUCAAAGAGGUGCCGGAGCCGACGCCGGGCCCGGGUCAGGUGCUGGUGCGCCUCCUGGCCGCGGCGCUCAACCACCGCGACCACUUCAUCCGCCAGCACCUGUACCCGGCCAUCUCGUUCGACGCGCCCAUGCUGGCCGACGGCUGCGGCGUCGUCGCCGCCCUCGGGGGUCCCGACCCCUCGCCCCGCGCCCGCUCCCUGCUCGGCCGCCGCGAGCCCGCGCGCUUCGCGGUCACGGGCUCGUCGCUGCUGUGCGAGGACGCCGGCUGCGCGGCCGAGUACGCCGUCGUGUCCGAGGCCGAGCUCGAGGCCGCACCCGAGCACCUGUCGCCCGCGCAGGCCGCCGCGCUGCCCGUCGUCGGGCUGACGGCGUGGCGCGCCCUCGUCACCAAGGCCGGGAUCUCGCCAGCCGGCAACGGCAACGGCAACGGCGAGGGCGGGGGCAAGGGCCCCAGGAAGAACGUGCUCGUCACGGGCAUCGGCGGCGGCGUGGCGCUGACGGCGCUGCAGCUCGCCGUGGCCAUGGGCUGCCGCGUCUUUGUGACGAGCGGCGACCCGGCCAAGAUCGCGCGCGCCGUGGCCGAGCUGGGCGCCGAGGCGGGCGUCAACUACAAGGAGGCGGAUUGGGACGCGCAGUUGGCCGCGCUGCUGCCGGCGGACCGGCCGUCGCUCGACGCCAUCAUCGACGGCGCGGGCGGCGACGUGGUGAAGCGGUCCCUACGGCUGCUCCGGCCCGGCGGCGUUAUUUCCAGCUACGGCAUGACCGUGUCGCCGCGCAUGGACUGGCUCAUGCCCGCGGUGCUCAAGCAGAUCGAGCUGCGCGGCACCACCAUGGGGUCGCGCGCCGAGUUCGCCGACAUGGUCGCCUUUGUGCGCGAGCGCCGCAUCGUGCCCGUCGUCAGCCGCGCCGUCCGCGGGCUCGACAACCUCGACGGCAUCGAGGGCCUCUUCGACGACCUCAAGGCGGGCAGGCAGUUUGGCAAGCUCGUUAUCGAGAUCGCCGACGGCAGCGACAAGUCACCACCAAGGCUGUGAUGGCAUGUGCAAAAAAAACAAAAAAAUGGGGGACAGGCAAUACUUUCUGCUUUGACUGUCAUGCAUUGUUGUUGAUAACAAGGGAAUAUCUGUACCCUCCAUGCUUGUCCGUGAAGCCAGCGAAAACGCUCCGACCCGUAUACAAAACACUUGCUAUAUGCACGAGAAGAGGGCCCACCACCCUGCCCAUUUACUGCUUUUGUCUUCCAUGCGUACCUCGCCAGGUAUGGAAUCAAAACGUUUGAUCAAGGAAAAUAAAAGAGAGGAAGCCAGCGGCUCGUCCGCUUUUCAAUCCUCCAUAGCGUCACUGCCGUGGAUACCUGCUGGUAACCUCCCCUCGUUCAG